AUGACUCUGGAAGCAACAUCUACUUGCCCACAGCUCAAUCCUCCGCCGGAUUGCCAAUGUGUAGAAACUAUUUCGGACCGUGGCGGGUGGCUACAGAGUUUUAUUCGCAAUGUCGACGCGCGCAGAUGCUUCUCUCCUACGAAGACGCACCCCUCCGUCACGCGGCUGAGAACGCUUAUCGAAAGCACCCCGCGGCUCCGAAUGUGGGCUUCCGCCAUGUUCCAAGAAAUACCCAACAAAGUUCCAUACAACCGCAUCGGCCAAGGCCAGCCACCGCAAAGUCCCGUCCGGGGAUACGAGCACAUGCUUGAGCUGCUCAGUGUCGUUAUCCCCGAGGUGGCCCCAACCUGGAGCCUGUCUGCUGCCGGGCUCGGGCUCAUGGGGCUCCCCUUCCAAGCCAUCUUGGACUGGCCGAUGGGCACGCCCAGCGGGCACGCCUUCUUCCUCGAUGCGGACGUCAAUGCCAGCUUCAAGGAGAUGCUUUCUGCGUGGCGCGAUGAGCUCCUCGAGACGAAUGCGUCUCGAAGCGUCAUCACGACCGCCCCAGGACACUGGCUGUGUCCAGAGGCCGUGGCUGCCGUGGAGCGGGAUGGCAACCUCGAUAGCAGCCAGCGGUACACGUUUGAGCAGCUUUUCGAGUGUGAUCCUCAUGGCGACCCCAUGCACUGGGGAUUCUGCUCCUGGGACGACUACUUUACUCGCAAGUUUAGGGAUAUGGAUAGGCUGCGCCCCGUCGGCUACCCCGAUCGACCCGAAUGGGUUGUGAAUUCCUGCGAGUCCAAGCCGAUUGUCGUCAGGUCCGACGUAAAAGCGGUCGAUCAGUUCUGGCUAAAGGAGGCAAACUACUCAAUUUUCGAAAUGCUCAACCACCACGAGUGGGCAGAGCAAUUCGUCGGCGGCACCAUCCACCAGUCGGUGCUGAGAACAACAGCCUAUCAUCGCUGGUGCGCGCCCGUCUCGGGGCAAGUCGUCCAUGCGGCCAUGAUGGACGGCGCGUACUUUUCGGAGCGUUCGACAAACGGAAUCGGUAGUGCGCCUGUCGGGCCGCCGCUUCAUAAUCUGGUAUAUUUGAGCCACGUCGCAGCGCGUGCCGUCGUCUUCAUCCAGGCGGACGAUGCCGUCGGACUGGUCUGUUUUCUAGCCAUUGGCAUCGCUGACGUGUCCUCGUGCGAGAUUCUUCCCAGAUUUACGCAAGCCUUGCCGCAGCGUAUCGAAAAGGGAGAAGAGCUCGGCAUGUUUCACUAUGGUGGCUCCAGUCAGUGCCUCUUAUUCCGCAGAGGAGUCAAGCUCGCGUUUACAGAGGGGGGGCUGCCAGGAAAUCAGAAGAGUCUUGCUAUUCGCAGCCCUUUGGCACUAGCCUACGUAUAG
Molecule: messenger RNA, 1368 nt
Organism: Cordyceps militaris CM01
Lineage: Eukaryota; Fungi; Ascomycota; Sordariomycetes; Hypocreales; Cordycipitaceae
Product: phosphatidylserine decarboxylase family protein
Exons: 1
Coding region: 1-1368 (455 amino acids)
Biological process (GO): phosphatidylethanolamine biosynthetic process
Cellular component (GO): mitochondrion
Molecular function (GO): phosphatidylserine decarboxylase activity
Source: RefSeq, a predicted model, not a curated record